Messenger RNA from Loa loa (African eye worm), 1845 nucleotides. RefSeq names its product adenylyl cyclase-associated protein. The record is from RefSeq and is a predicted model, not a curated record. Gene Ontology annotation, cellular component: cytoplasm. The transcript has 12 exons. Gene Ontology annotation, molecular function: adenylate cyclase binding; actin binding. Lineage: Eukaryota; Metazoa; Nematoda; Chromadorea; Rhabditida; Onchocercidae. The coding region runs from base 49 to 1548 and encodes 499 amino acids. Gene Ontology annotation, biological process: cytoskeleton organization; cell morphogenesis; regulation of adenylate cyclase activity.
UUGCAGGCAGGUGAAUUAUAUGUGCAUAGCGAAGAACAGGAAAUAACAAUGAAUACGAACGCAGCAUGUAAUUUGGAAAGGUUGGUGCAACGGCUUGAGACAGCCACACUGCGUUUGGAAGCAUUGGGUGCUCAGAAACCGAUGUUAGCACCGAAACCUACCAGGAAUAAUACACCACCACCAACUGUUCCUUCCUCAACUGAAACUCCACCAUCUGUUGUACAGUAUGAUGAUGCUGUUAAUGAAUCUCUUCAAAGAUUGCUGAAACUAAGUGCUGAUAUUGGUGGUGAUCUGCAAACAGUGGGCAAUAAUUUGUCUGCACUUUUCACGGAACAGCGGAAUUUUAUUUGGUUAGCUGCUGGUCAAAAAGAACCAUCGGUUAAGGAUCUUCAAGCAAAACUUAAUCCUUUGGUUAAGUUAAUGGAAGAUUUAUCAGUAUUCAAAGAAUCCAAAAGAAAUACACCGUUUUUCAAUCAUAUUUCAGCGGCAAGUGAGGGAGUUCAAGCCCUUGGAUGGCUCACUGUGAAACCAGCUCCAGCACCAUUUAUCAAGGAAAUGUUUGAAGCAUCGAUGUUCUUUGUGAAUCGUGUCUUGAAGGAACACAAGGAUGAUAAAAUCCAUAUCGAAUGGGCGAAAUCAUGGUCAGAUGUUUUGAACGCUUUGCAGAAAUAUGUACGACAAGUACAUACUACGGGUCUUGUUUGGAACAGUUGCCCAGGUACAAAGCCACCAGCAGCAGCAGCAGCAGUAAAACCAAUCAGUUCCAACAACACUUCAUCUGGAGGUCCACCACCUCCGCCACCUCCUGUUCUUCCACCUGAUCUUUUUGCUGCAGUAUCAUCUGAAACAAAUGUUUCAACCGAUAAAAGUGAUCGGGCAGCUUUAUUUGCGGAAAUUAAUGCCGGAGAAGAAAUUACAAAACGUUUGAAAAAAGUAACACCUAAUAUGCAAACACAUAAGAACCCGGCACUUCGGUCACAGCAUAAAGAAGUUGAAGCUGGAACACAAAACAGAGAGACAGCGCUGACGGCAGCUGACGGUACCUCACCGGUAAAAAAGCAAGCAGAUAAACCGCCGAAAACGUGGUUGGAUAAUGGCAAGCAGUGGAACGUUGAGUACUAUAAAAAUAACAACAGUGUGAUGGUCGAAGUCAGUGAUAUGAAGCAGACAGUGUAUGUAUUCAAAUGCGAGAAUAGUGUUAUUCAAAUCAAGGGAAAGGUAAAUUCAAUAACAUUGGAUAGCUGCAAGAAGACAUCUGUUGUAUUCGAUAGUCUUUUAUCUCAGUUUGAAGUGAUUAAUUGUCAGAGCGUGCAAAUACAGACCCUUGGUUCGAUGCCAACAUUAUCCAUCCAGAAAACUGAUGGUUGUCAGGUGUAUCUUAGUAAGAGUGCAAUAAAUGCGGAAAUAAUAACAAGUAAAUCAUCUGAGAUGAAUGUGCUUGUACCAGGUGCUGAAGAUGGUGAUUUUGUAGAAUUUGCGGUGCCUGAACAGUUCAAAACAGUUUAUGAUGGAAAGAAGUUAAAGACGACUGUGUCCGACAUAUGCUGAAAGAUGCGAAGUGUAUCACUAUGGUUGCAUUAUGUCCUACUUAAGCAGCGAAUAUUUUUACUUUUUCUCCAGUAAUUAAGAAGCAAAUCGAAAUUUCCACACUUCUAAAAUCGAAUGGAGAUAUUUUCCUUUUUUGAAGAAAUGUAACUGUAAAUUGUAUUAGAACGAAAUCUAUUUAAUUUCCUUUCCUAAUGAUUUUCUUAUUGAAAUUGUGAAUUCCCCUUUAAACAUUUUGCUCUAUAUAUUAAAAAUGCCUUUUGAAGCAUCAUGCUGUGUUUUAUGCACACUUUUCAAUGU